This is a messenger RNA of Suillus clintonianus, 1441 nucleotides long. RefSeq lists its product as uncharacterized. Gene Ontology annotation, molecular function: protein binding. The transcript has 8 exons. The record is from RefSeq and is a predicted model, not a curated record. The coding region runs from base 357 to 1130 and encodes 257 amino acids. Lineage: Eukaryota; Fungi; Basidiomycota; Agaricomycetes; Boletales; Suillaceae.
UAGAACUUCCUCAGUUCCAACUCAAGCAUGAUAAAUUGGUUAUUUCUGCUGCCCUUUCACCCAAACACAAUGUAUUAGCCUGUGUGGGCGAUUCUGGCGCUGCACAGCUAUGGAAAACAGAAGAGAUUGAGUCCUAUCUAUCACCCGGGCCCGGCCAGCCAAGCAGCCAGGGGGAUUGCAAAAUCCUCGCAGAACACUAUCGCCUCGAGCACAUAUAUGGCCUGUAUUCCGUCGCACUUUCACAUACACACAAUGUACUGGUGUGCAUGAGCUGUGGAGGUAUCUCCCUUCAGCCAAUCGACCAGCCGUUCGACCAUGAUGAGGAUGACAACUCCCUUACCGAACGCCAUCGCUUCAUGAGCUGUGGAGGUAUGCCCCUUCAGCUAAUGGACCAGCUGUUCGACCAUGAGGAUGACAACUCCCUUACCGAACGCCAUUGCUUCACAACCUGGAUUCCUAUUGCAAAGCUAUGGGAUCCACCAUUCCGUCAACCACAACCACUCGGACAGCCAUUCAGUCAGCCAUUCAGUCAGCCAUUCAGUCGGCCGUUCAGCCAGCCGUUCAGCCAGGAUGAUAGAAACACCCUUCUGUGUGUAUCAUUCUCUCAGGAUGGGAGAUACGUCGCAUAUGGCGGAUACGACAACAAAGUCACUUUGUGGAUGGUGAAUGAGAUAGCCCCGGAGCUUUCGGCCGAUGCUACACAACCUCUCACAGAGGAGGGGGGAGAUGAUCCAUACAGCAACUUUCUCCAGUCAUCCCAGCCAUGUCCUUCGGCACCAUCUGGUCCAUCUCGUCGUUUCCAGGGUCCCUGCCCAUCCUCUGCUCGCCGCCUCUGGAACUUCCUCAUCCCUUCUCGACAUCGCCUGACAGCAAGUGGGUCCAUUAAUAUUGGGCUACAACAAAGCCCAAAGCGCAGUCACACGAGCCCGCAGCCCGUAACAGUCUCUGCCGGAAGAAAAACAAAGAGGGUCUACAUAGCGCGCCCCCCUGCGAAAAAUAAUGCUCAGGCUGGUCAAUCGUUCUCAUCUACAGCUCAGCCUGUUGCGCAGCCAAACCUGACGCCACAGCCACAACCUCACCAUCAGGCAGCAACACAACAACAGCCUCAAGAAGAAGACUAUGGUUGCUAGGGCAACUUUUGCCUCGCCCUCUGGUGCAUCCCACGUCGCACUCGUCCAGCUGUCUCCGCUGCUCAGCCUGUUGCCUCGUGAUGUUACUUUUUCUGUCACUUCCUGUUCCUGUAUCUCCAUCUAUGUGCAAUUUCUUUGGAUACGCGAUUUGCGCUUACUCUUUUGCUUUGCUGUAAUAUGUUAUUUUUGUAUGGUGCACCAGGGCAGUCUGGAGCAGUCCCUCCGUUGGUGUGCCAGGUGUCCUAGAGGCGCAGUGGCUGGAGUCCAAAUUUGUUACAGUUGAUAGAAGAUAUUCUAGAACAUCGCCUCCC